Molecule: messenger RNA, 1303 nt
Organism: Actinia tenebrosa (Australian red waratah sea anemone)
Lineage: Eukaryota; Metazoa; Cnidaria; Anthozoa; Actiniaria; Actiniidae
Product: rab9 effector protein with kelch motifs
Molecular function (GO): protein binding
Source: RefSeq, a predicted model, not a curated record
UCUCUUAUUUUCCCCAAACAAACAGGAUUUUAUUGGAAUAGUUUAAAUGUCAUAUUAGGUUUCAUGGAAGUUCAUCCCAUUCUAGAUGACCUAGACAACAUCAAGCCAAACCUAUGGUACGUGCUGUCACCUAGUGGUGAAAGUCCAAGUGUAAGAGUUGGACAUACGUGCACAUAUUAUUUUGGCCUGAAAAGUAAAGACGCUCAGUCACAGAGGCCGAGGAAGGGAAAUGUAUUGAUCGUUGGCGGUGCAAAUCCUGAUGGCCCUUUUGAUGAAGUCUAUAUCUUAGAACUAAAUACAAUAAAAUGGAACAAGACAGAAUGGAAGGGUUUAUUUGCCCGAUAUGAGCAUUCUGCCUUCAUUCCAGCCUCAUCCCCCAGCAGUGUUCUAGUAUUUGGWGGUGCAUGUCAGUCACAGAAUCUCAAUGAUAUUCAAAGUUUAAACACAGAUAAUGGGACAUGGUAUAAAUUGGAGGCAAAUGGAGAAGCUCCAGCAAGCAGGACAUGUCAUUCCAUGGCAUCCAUUGGAGAUAGCUUGUAUGUGUUUGGUGGGGGACGUACAGGCCCAGAUCCUGUGCAGGAKGAUUCAAUGCAUGUCUUUGAUGCAGUAACCACAACGUGGAACAAGCUAGAAACCUGUGGUGAUAAACCUUCUUGUAGACAUGGACAUGUCAUGGUUGCCAUAGGAACCAAUAUUUAUUUACAUGGUGGAAUGGCUGGAACUAGUGUUUUUGAUGACUUGUAUCAGUUUAAUACAGUUACCAAUGCAUGGAUCAGACUAUCACCAACAGGAGAUGUACCAGAAGCAAGAACAGCACAUGCAGGAACAGCUGUUGACAAAAACUUGUUUGUUUUUGGUGGGAUGAGUGGAAUUGGUUCUGCUUUGGAUGACUUUUAUAUGCUAAACACAGUAACUGUAAAGUGGAAUAAGAUAAAAAUAGAUGCCAUUCCUCCUAAUCCUCGUCUGGACCAUGCUAUGUGUACAGUGACAUUCCAGCCAAUGCAAGAAGAAAAACCAGAAGCAAAUGAUGCAGAAAAGGAUAAAACACAUCAGUUAGUGUUUAUAUUUGGAGGAAUGGAUACAAGGGGAGAAAUAUUGAAUGACUGUUUCGUGUUCCUUCCAGGUCCAGUAGAAUAAUAAAGUAUUAUAAACUAUUAUACAAUCUGUGGUAGGUAAUUGCUCUUAAAUUACAUUUUAUUUAGCAACCAACUUUUGAUGUUAACCUUUUCAGUUCUUUAUCAAUAAUUCUUUUUGUAACAUAAAAAUGAGUUGAUUUUUGAAAAUAAAUAAAGGGGAUCAAGUA